UUCGUAUCUGUGGAAAUGUCGUUCGCUCAAGGUGUCAUGAUAAAUUUUGCUAAGUCAAAAGUAUGGACCCUUGGAAGUGUCUCCUCAAAGGUUGUGCAAGCAGCUGGAAGACCAGUGAUGCCUGUUCACUGUACUCUGAGGAGUCCUUCCAUCUCCUCCACUAUGCGUUUCAGCACCGUUUCAGUUCACGAGCAAAAUACUAAAGCCCCCCCCCAUGUAACGGAAGAGAAAGUUCACCUUACCGAAUCGUGCGUGAAGAGGUUGAGUGAGAUCAUGGAGAAGGGCGAAUAUUUGAGGAUCCAGGUGGAAGGUGGUGGCUGCUCAGGAUUUCAAUAUAAAUUCUCAGUGGACACAGCCAAAAAUGAAGAUGACAGAGUAUUUGAACAAAAUGGGGUUGGUGUGAUAGUGGAUCAAGACAGUUUGGAUUAUGUGAAGGGUGCGACAAUAGAUUUCAGUCAGGAGCUUAUCCGCUCAUCCUUUCAAGUUCUGAAGAAUCCGCAGGCGGACCACGGCUGCUCCUGUGGAUCCUCUUUCUCCAUUAAAGUCUGAGAUGACCCCUGCUCUCCUUAGAGUGUUAUGUUAGGAGUCUCCAGGCACUGAAAACUUUAAAUUUGCCAUUGUCACACUAAGAGAGCUAAUUUAUGCGGUAGUAGAGCUUUACUCUGUUUUGUGGUAUAUCUGCACAUUGAUUAUGACUAGGGCCCAGUUCUUCCCUCUGAAAGUGAUGUUGUUCAUAGGUCUAAAACAACUUUUGAGAACAACUUCUCCCAUGCAAUGUUUGUAAAUUUUUGAUGCACACAGAAACUGAUGCGUGGUAAAAUUCCCCUCCAAGCAGCAUUGCGUCUGUUGACAGAGUUCCUUGAGUGGUAUGUGCAAUAGUUCUUUUGACCUUAAUGUGUUGCAAGAUCACAUAUCUUUAAUUUGAUACCAUUACGAACAAAAUGCAUUGCCCUUCAUUUUAGUCGUCACUCUGUUUCCCUCUAUUCCCAGAGUAUUUAAGUUUGCUUAGUCGUAAGUGGCUUGGUUUGACCACUGACACUGAGAAAGUUGAGUAAGAGCAGAUUGAUAUUUAUUGAUUUUGCAAGUAUGUGCACCAUAUCACAGACUUGUUUUCUUCCUUCAGUGUGUUUGCUGUAUGCCUGCUUGUUCAAUUCUGAUGUUGAA
Molecule: messenger RNA, 1164 nt
Organism: Chanos chanos (milkfish)
Lineage: Eukaryota; Metazoa; Chordata; Actinopteri; Gonorynchiformes; Chanidae
Gene: isca2
Product: iron-sulfur cluster assembly 2
Exons: 4
Coding region: 16-549 (177 amino acids)
Biological process (GO): iron-sulfur cluster assembly
Cellular component (GO): mitochondrion
Molecular function (GO): 2 iron, 2 sulfur cluster binding; iron ion binding; 4 iron, 4 sulfur cluster binding
Source: RefSeq, a predicted model, not a curated record